This is a messenger RNA of Amphiprion ocellaris (clown anemonefish), 2141 nucleotides long. RefSeq lists its product as uncharacterized. The record is from RefSeq and is a predicted model, not a curated record. Lineage: Eukaryota; Metazoa; Chordata; Actinopteri; Pomacentridae. Bases 195 to 1325 code for a protein of 376 amino acids. The transcript is spliced from 8 exons.
UGUGUUUGGUUACUAAGCAGCGCACAGUCAAAGGCUGAGGUUAAGGUUUAAGACCAGUCCCUGUUUUUCACGUCAACUUUGAGUCAUCCUCCCCUUUUACUUAAUUCAUUUGGGCAUUUAACUGGUGCACUGCUGCUGUCGCGAUUUUAAAGUUUGGUAGCCAUCCGAGGAGGAAAUGUGCAGUUUCACUGGAAAUGGAUCGAUGCAGGCGCAGUGUUAGACUCGGUGGAUUAACUAACAAACGAGAUACACCCGUGAAACCAGCACUGAGCAGAAGAAACGCGAUUAGAAGAUUUCUGCCCAGCAAGCAUUAUGAAGCACUUCCAGAAGAAAGUGGGGUGGAUGACAUGAACAGCCCCACUGUCAAACCAAGCAACCCAGCGUGGGUUGACGUUCUGCCUGUCCACAGCAAAUCUGCGAUGCGCUUGAGCAUCCCUGCCUUCACCAGAAACCUCAAACGCAAUGUUUUCUCGCCCGCCGUGUCGGCUACCAAAUCAUCACAAGUGUCACAGUCGGGUCAACCACACAUUCAGGUGACUGUCAGCACAGACGCUUUGAAAGAUGAUGAAAUGCAGAGUAGAGAAGAUGAGGAAAGAAGCGUCACAUCUUCUAGCAUGGAGCCAGACACGACUUUCAGCUCUGAUGAUGAGGAUGAGGACUUGUACUCCUUCGGGUCUUCCAGCAGCCUUCCCUCCCCAGAGAUUUUCAGAAAUGAAACCCAUGUGGAAACACCGACUUUGAAGAUUAACAAGAAGCCACCGGGUCUCCAUCUUCACAUAAAAAACUCCACCUUGCUGGACGAGAGCCAUGCCAAGAGCAUCAACAUGCAUUGUAGCCCCAAUCUUUCUACUAUCAUAGAUACUUCUACGAUUCUUGCUGAACAAAACAAUGAAAUCAGAGAACCUGAACCUGAGGCUAAACCACAAACAGACUUAUUUAAAUCAGACAACACGGCCAGGAAAACCCCAACAAAACUCACCAGCAGAAGGCCUAUCUUGUGUAAGAAGAAGGUCUGGUUUAAAAGUCCUGUCAUCGCAGAGACCAAACACGUACCAGCCUCCAGAUUAACGCUUCACAACACCAGUGAGCCAUUUCAAACACCCAGCCCGCGUGUGCGGAUCAAGCAUUAUGCGGAGGCCUCUAGAAGUAAAGAGAGAAGUUAUAACAAACAAACAGCAAUGCUAAAACGUAGCCCAGAGAAACCAAAGUUCUUUGACUUUCUCAGUGACAGCGAUAGGGAUGCAUUCUUUCAGAAAAUGAGCAAAAGGUCUGACAAACUCAGAAGCUUUGUUUUAUUUCCUCUCAUUGCUGCUAAGCACAAAUAACCUUCUGUCCUGACAUGUAGAAAUGUGGGCUUUUCCCUGUAAUCUGCACCAAAAAGACAUAUGUGUAAUAUCCUGUAUAAAAGCAGGCUGUGUGUGCUUUGAGAAUAGGUUGUAGAGGCUCAGUUUGACAAGUUUAAUUCCUUUUUACGUGUCAUUUUUACAGAGAAUAAUUUACAAGGACACACCAGUCAUUUACUUAUUUAUUUAUUUAUGUUCCUGCUCAUUAUAAAGUUUGUGAACAGUGUAAGUGACUGUUUAAGUCCCUUUGCUUCUCUACCUAACCAUUUUUUUUAUAUUACAUGCAUGCUUCAGUGUUUGUUUUUGUUUUGUCAGACUUCAGCUAUUAGUAAAUGAACUAAUUCACAUACUUGAUUGAAUAAUUCUGUUUAAAAUUGCACUUUCAAUGUCUCAUUUCAUCUAACUGUAAGCACUCAAAGACGCCCUUUAUGUUUAUUUCAUGUAAACGCUAUCAAAAAUUGUAUAAUUCAAAAUGACCACUAGAUGUCAGGGCUGUAUUUUGAUUGCUAACUAUUCUUUUCGUUGUCCUUGAGUUAGUGUUUUUCAGUGUUAAAAAUGUAAUAUGUGUUGUUGUUGUGUUGUUUGCUCAUUUGUUUUAAUCUGUAUUUCUAUUUACUUUAUUGUAUAUGUGUCAGUAUCAUCGCUUAAAGGGGUAAUUUAAACAUAGCGUAACCCAAUAUAUUAAAAUGUGGGAAAGACGAAUUUUAGUUGAUUGUUUUCAAUAUUUGGGUAACAUUUGUGUAAAUUUGCACACUUAUGUGAGUCAGAAAAUGUACAAAAUAAAUAAAAAUACAGUAA